Messenger RNA from Emys orbicularis (European pond turtle), 408 nucleotides. RefSeq names its product 16 kDa beta-galactoside-binding lectin-like. The coding region runs from base 1 to 408 and encodes 135 amino acids. Lineage: Eukaryota; Metazoa; Chordata; Testudines; Emydidae. Gene Ontology annotation, molecular function: laminin binding; carbohydrate binding. The record is from RefSeq and is a predicted model, not a curated record. The transcript has 4 exons.
AUGGAGUGUGGACUGGUUGCUACUCACUUGAAUAUCCAGGCUGGAGAGUGCAUCAAAGUGAAGGGGAAGAUCUUGCCGGAAGCCAAGGGGUUUGCUGUGAAUGUGGGGAAGGACCGCAGCAACCUGGUGCUGCACUUCAACCCACGCUUCGACAGCCACGGGGAUGUGAACGUCAUUGUGUGCAACUCCAUGGAGGAUGGGAUGUGGGGGACAGAGGAGAGGGAGACGGACUUCCCCUUCCAGCAGGGUGACAAGACUGAGAUCUGCAUCUCCUUUGACACAGCAGAGCUGACCGUGAAACUGGCUGGUGACAAGGAGAUCGUGUUCCCCAAUCGGCUGGGCCUGGAGAACAUUGAGUACCUGGCUAUGGAAGGUGACUUUGCCAUCAAAGCCAUUAAGUUUAGCUAA